AUGACUGACAAGAAGACCAAGUGCAAAAUUGCGAUUGCCCAAGUUGGCACUGUUCUCUUCGAUUUUGAAGCAACAUUAGCCAAGUUUGAACAAUAUGUGAAGGAAGCCAAAGAAAAUUCUGCUGAUCUCGUCCUGUUUCCCGAAGCUUUCAUAGGUGGUUAUCCCAAAUUCUCCGAUUUCGGAGUUGUAUUAGGAACUAGAAGUGCAGAGGGGAGAGAAGACUUUGAAAAAUAUCAUUCAUCCGCCAUCCAAGAAUUCGGGCCAGAAUUCAAUAGACUUCGCGAUAUCGCUAAGUUAUAUAAAAUUACUGUCGUAACAGGAGUUAUUGAAAAGGAUCAGGGUACUCUGUACUGUUCAGUUUUCUAUUUCGGUCCUGAAGGCUACUUGAGUAAACACCAAAAACUUCUACCUACAGCUAUGGAGAGAUGUGUAUGGGGAAACGGGGAUUCCUUUUUCAUGAAAGCGGUCGAAACCGAUGUUGGUACGAUUGCAGCUGCCAUUUGUUGGGAAAACUAUAUGCCAUUGUACAGAUUCUAUCUCUACAGUCAAGGAGUUCAAAUAUAUCUUGCACCCACUGUUGAUGAUCGCGAAGUCUGGUUGCCUACUAUGAGAACUAUUGCCUUAGAAGGAAGAUGUUUCGUUGUGUCUGCUUGUCAGUUCUUGAAAGGGUCUGAUUACCCUGCUGAUCAUAAGAUGCGUAAACUUUAUAAGGACAAUGAGGUUUUGAUCAGAGGAGGCUCAUGUGCUGUAGAUCCGCUUGGUAAUGUGUUGGUUGAACCUGAUUUUUCAGGAGAAAUGCUCAGAUAUGUGGACAUAGAUCUCUCGAUGAUUAUCAAAGGCAAGUUCGAUUUGGAUACCGUUGGUCAUUACAACCGACCUGAUAUCUUCCAACUGCAUGUUAAAACAAGAAGCCAUCCACUGGAACGAGGAGUAGUAGAGGAAGAAGAGAAGAUGAAAGAUUAA
Messenger RNA from Auanema sp. JU1783, 963 nucleotides. The record is from the annotation of a GenBank genome assembly. NCBI's taxonomy places the organism in Eukaryota, Metazoa, Nematoda, Chromadorea, Rhabditida, Rhabditidae.